Messenger RNA from Lampris incognitus (smalleye Pacific opah), 598 nucleotides. RefSeq names its product calcium and integrin binding family member 2 (gene cib2). Lineage: Eukaryota; Metazoa; Chordata; Actinopteri; Lampriformes; Lampridae. The record is from RefSeq and is a predicted model, not a curated record. The transcript is spliced from 4 exons. Bases 16 to 450 code for a protein of 144 amino acids. Gene Ontology annotation, molecular function: calcium ion binding.
CCACAUCUUGUACCAAUGGACUACACCAAGGACCCGGACUGUAAAGUGCCUUUAGCCUUGAUAGUCAACAUGCCAGAACUGAAGGAGAACCCAUUUCGGAACAGGAUAGUGGAGUCAUUCUCAGAGGACGGACUGGGAAAUCUCAGCUUUAAUGACUUUGUGGACAUGUUCUCUGUCCUCAGUGAAACGGCCCCCAGAGAGCUGAAGGCCAUAUAUGCCUUCAAAAUAUAUGAUUUCAAUGUGGAUAAUUUCCUGUGUAAAGAGGACCUGGAGAAAACAUUGAAUAGGCUGACAAAAGAGGAGCUGACUCCCGAGGAGGUCGAUCUGGUGUGUGCGAAGACGAUCGAAGAAGCAGAUCUGGAUGGAGACAGCAAACUCUCCUUUGCUGACUUCGAAAAUAUGAUCUCAAGGGCUCCUGACUUCUUAAGCACCUUCCACAUACGGAUUUGAAAGGGCUCCUGGGAGAGAUACCACUGACCGGUAGUGCGGCGAAGAUCUUGGACUUCAGACGUUCAUCCUCAGGACCCUGACCAGACCACCACAACACGGUGCCCGUCUUCCAGUCCCGCCAGCAAGGCAGCCAGCCGUCCGUUGCUCC